AUGUUCGGCACACCUGACCCUAGAUAUAACACACAAGAGAUGAAGAGUCCAAGUUCACAGCUACAUAGUGCUGCAAUAUUUCCAUCUCCGGCUUUUUUAUGGAGGUUCAAGGUACUACUUUUCAUGAUAUGGGGAUUCAGUUGUUGCAAGAUUGGAUGGGAUUCUGUCAUGAGGAUGAGUGCAGAUUUGCGUAAUUUGUUCUUAUAUGAGGUGUUUUUGUAUUAUAACCCUCUCCUCAUAGUGACCUUGAUGGUUUGGCUCUGGGGAGUUAACUUAUGGGUUUUUUCACAGUCCAAUGUUGGUUAUGCAAAAAUAUUUGAUCUUGAUCAAAAUCACCUCACUCACAAAGAAAUAUGGAAGUGUAGCACUUGGAUGACAAUCACUGUCCCUACUAGCAUGACCGCAUACCUUUAUUUUUACUCCAAUGGAAAUAUAUCAUUGGCAGCAUUACAACCAGUAUCCCUGUAUAUUGCUGUUGCUAUGGUUCUGAUAUCCCCCUUUGAUAUUUUCUAUUUGUCAUCUCGUUACUUCUUGUUAAGGACACUAUGGAGGAUAGCUCUUCCAUUGCAGGCAAUAUCAUUUCCCGACUUUUUUUUGGCUGAUAUCCUUACUUCUAUGGCAAAGGUGUUUUCUGAUUUGGAACGUUCGGUUUGUAGAAUGGUUCAUAGGCAGGUUGCCACUAUCGCAUGGCUUGAAGCUGAUUCAGUUUGUGGCAGCCACUCAAUUGCAAUCCCUCUAGUGCUUGUUUUUCCUUAUCUUUGCCGUUUAUUUCAAUGUCUUCGUCAAUUCAAGGAUACAAAAGAAAAGACAACCCUUUUCAAUGCUUUAAAAUAUUCGACUGCGGUCCCAGUGAUUUUUCUUUCGGCCCUUAAAUAUCAUGUCUUCCCUGAUAGGUGGACAAACUUCUACUCCCCACUUUGGCUUCUGUCAAGUGUUGUUAACUCCCUCUAUUCCUUCUACUGGGAUAUAGCUCGAGAUUGGGACUUGAGUGGUUUCUCUCGGAUUUUCAAGUUCAGCAGAUCGAGUAUGCUUUCGAACAUGUUCUAUGGACGAAAAUGGGUAUAUUUCUGGGUAAUAGGAAGCAACCUGGUUCUGCGAUGCACAUGGACGUACAAAUUGUCUUCUCAUCUCCGUCACAACUACUUGACAGUGUUUACAAUCACUGCAUUGGAGAUUCUUCGGCGCUUUCAAUGGAUAUUUUUUCGGGUUGAAAAUGAGUGGAAUAAGAUUAGCAGGUCAAGCCUUGAUCAGCUUCUUCCCAUGACUGGCAUCCAAGCAGAAGAAGAGAUGUUAAUUGAAACCAACAACCACAUUGUCUGA
Molecule: messenger RNA, 1320 nt
Organism: Prunus armeniaca (apricot)
Lineage: Eukaryota; Viridiplantae; Streptophyta; Magnoliopsida; Rosales; Rosaceae
Source: the annotation of a GenBank genome assembly